Messenger RNA from Pistacia vera, 1327 nucleotides. RefSeq names its product quinone oxidoreductase PIG3-like. The record is from RefSeq and is a predicted model, not a curated record. Gene Ontology annotation, molecular function: oxidoreductase activity. The transcript has 6 exons. The coding region runs from base 118 to 1095 and encodes 325 amino acids. Lineage: Eukaryota; Viridiplantae; Streptophyta; Magnoliopsida; Sapindales; Anacardiaceae.
CUCUCCAGAGUCCAGAGUCUGAACCAUCACGGCAUUUCGGUUCAAGUACAUCACCAUAAUCCUUCACUUGAUCCUAUAAACUAAUCAAUUGGAGAAGAAGGAAAAGUCAGUGAAACAAUGAAGGCCAUAGUGAUAACAACACCAGGCGGUCCAGAAGUUCUUCAACUGCAAGAAGUAGAAGACCCUCACAUUAAUUACGAUGAGGUUUUAAUCAAAGUCCAAGCCACCGCGUUGAACCGGGCCGAUACUCUUCAGCGGAAGGGCGCCUACCCACCGCCCAAAGGUGCCAGCCCAUAUCCAGGUCUCGAAUGCGCCGGCACAGUAGAGGCCGUCGGUAAAAACGUCUCCAGAUGGAAAGUUGGAGACCAGGUUUGUGCUCUACUUACUGGAGGAGGGUAUGCUGAGAAAGUAGCAGUGCCAGCUGGACAAGUUCUUCCUGCGCCUUCUGGUGUUUCACUCAUAGAUGCUGCUGCUUUUCCUGAGGUGGCAUGCACUGUUUGGUCCACGAUUUUUAUGACCAGUCACCUAUCACCUGGGGAAGCACUUCUGGUUCAUGGGGGUUCUAGUGGAAUCGGUACAUUCGCAAUUCAGAUAGCUAAAUGCCAAGGAGUGAGAGUGUUUGUUACAGCAGGCAGCGAGGAGAAGUUAGCUUUUUGCAAGGGUCUUGGGGCUGAUGUGUGCAUCAAUUACAAGACAGAGGACUUUGUUGCACGAGUGAAGGAGGAAACUGGUGGGAAAGGUGUUGAUGUAAUUCUAGAUUGUAUGGGAGCACCGUACUUCCAACGUAACCUGGAUUGCUUGAAUAUUGAUGGGAGGCUUUUUAUUAUUGGCACCCAAGGUGGUGCAAAAACUGAACUAGAUAUCCGUUCUUUGUUUGCAAAACGCCUCACUGUGCAAGCGGCUGGCUUGCGAACCAGAACUCUGGAAAACAAAGCAGAAAUUGUCUCUGAGGUGGAGAAGAAUGUUUGGCCUGCAAUCAUGGCAGGCAAGGUGAAGCCUGUGAUCUACAAGUCUUUUCCAUUAUCUCAAGCAGCAGAGGCCCACCAGCUCAUGGAAAGCAGCAACCAUAUUGGAAAGAUAAUGCUUGUUCCUUGAAUAAAACCAAUCUUUUAGAUCAUUUUGCAAAUAUGCAGUUCAGUACAUUAUGUUCUUCCCUGGAUGUUUCUAAUACUUGAGUGAGACUUUCAAUUUGACACAUAAUGUUCGUCAAACUUGUGUUAUGUAUAAAUAAUGUCGAGACAUAUGUAGCUUUAAAGACAUUGUAAUCUUUGUGGAAUUGCUGUAGUUGCAUGAGGAAAUGAAAGUGGAGAGUUUUGAUUGAUUGAAA